AUGGUGUUUAAUUUCGGGAACAAUGAUUUUGAAACGAAUUAUUUGGAAAUUAAACCACUGGUUGAUUUAGGUUCACAAACUCGAAUCCUACCAGACGGUUCGAGAGUGGCAGCUUUUCUGGAAGGGGAUCAGCUGAAGGAGUGCUGCUUCGAUGAUGCACGCACUAUCAAGCAGGCCGUAGAGCGUGGCCUGAGGGUGUCGAAAAAUGGACCGAUGUUGGGCUAUAGACAACAACAUCCUGAUGGUAAUCGGCCAUACGUGAUUGAUCGCUCGUAUAACCUUGUAACUGGUCUCAGAAAGCUUGGUGCAAAACCAGGUCAAGAAACCUUCAUCGGUAUCCACGCAAAAAACAGACCUGAAUGGAUUAUCUCCGAAUUAGCCAUAUAUAAUAAUCGAAAUGUUGUUGUAUCAUUGUACGACACACUUGGUGAAGAGGCAAGAUUACACAUCAUCAAUGAGGCUGGCAUCGAGAUUGUGUUCUGUGACAACGAACAGAAAGCUUUAUCUAAAGCAACAAAUUAUCGUUUUCAUUUGAUUGCCUCAAUGUAUGCUGAAGAAAAGUUUGCAGCCUUCAUCAAGUCGAUCUCAUCAACGCCAUCGUUGAAACAUCUCGUUUUGUUUGAGGUGUUCGAUGACGAUUUGAAGCAAUCUGCUGCAUCGCAUUGCGUAUCUGUUCAUUCACUCAACGAACUCAUUGAAAUGGGCAAAGAGUGCGACAAACAAAACUUUGAGGAUUCAAAACCAAGUGAUCUAUGCACUGUAUGCUACACAUCCGGAACCACCGGCAAACCGAAAGGUGUGAUGUUAACGCACGCCAACCUGAUCGCAUGUACAACUAUUUUUGAAACAUGUCCGCUGAUCAGUCUGAAUUCUUCGGAUGUAUUCUUCAGUUAUUUACCAUUAGCACAUAUGUAUGAACGAUUGAUGGAAUGUCAAAUGUUUGCGUUGGGUAUUCCAAUUGGAUAUUAUUCCGGUGAUAUCCUCAAAUUAAAUGAUGAUCUAAAAACACUGCGACCAACCUUAUUGCCGUUAGUACCACGACUGUUAACGAGAAUAUAUGAUAAGGUUAUUGCCGAACUUGAUAAAUCGUUAUUGAAGAAGACUAUUUUCAACUUAUCAUUGGCCUAUAAAUCUUUUGAGUUGCAAAGGGGUAUUGUACGUAAUGAUUCGUUCGUUGAUCGACUGAUAUUGAAACGUCUUCGCGAUGAACUCGGAGGACGGGUUCGUUUUAUGACUAUUGGCUCGGCACCGGUACUUGGUCGUGUGCUUAGCUUUGCAAGAGCUGCGUUUGGAGCGUUACUCGUUGAAGGUUACGGUCAAACAGAAUGCUCGGCUGCAUGUGCACUCGGUCUCGAGGCAGACUUGCAAACAGGUCAUGUCGGUGUACCGUCAAUAUGUUGCGCAAUCAAAUUAGUUGAUGUUCCCGAAUUGGGUUAUUUUGCUUCAAAUAAUGUAGGUGAAAUAUGUAUUCGGGGAUAUAACGUCUUCAAGGGCUACUAUAAAGAUGAAGAGAAGACAAGGGAAACACUAGAUGCUGACGGAUGGUUGCAUUCGGGAGAUAUAGGUGAAUGGAGCAAAAAUGGUACGCUUAAAAUCAUCGAUCGAAAGAAGCAUAUCUUUAAAUUACAGCAGGGCGAGUAUAUUGCUCCAGAGAAGAUUGAAGCAAUAUACAGCAAUUCAAAACUUGUACAGAAUAUUUUCGUUUAUGGUGAGAGCCUGAAGACAUGCCUUGUUGCAAUCGUGGUACCUGACGAAACGGUGUUACGGAGUAUGCUCGGCGUUCAUCAGAUUGGACUGAAGAACAGCAGCUUCCAGGAAAUUUGUUCACAUGAAAAAGUUAAGAAAAUCAUUUUCGAUGAUUUGAUUGAAGUGGGCAAAAAGGCAGGAUUGAAUUCAAUGGAACUGGUUAAAGAUAUUUAUCUAUCAUCGGAGGCAUUCACCGUCGAAAACGAUUUGAUGACACCAACAAUGAAAAGAAAAAGACCGAAUCUGUCAAAAUAUUUCAAUAAACAAUUACAAGAGAUGUACUCCAAACUUGUGUAG
Molecule: messenger RNA, 2043 nt
Organism: Anisakis simplex (herring worm)
Lineage: Eukaryota; Metazoa; Nematoda; Chromadorea; Rhabditida; Anisakidae
Source: the annotation of a GenBank genome assembly